AUGGGAUAUCCAAUUGUUUGUACGGGACUAACCAUCCACGGUUUCAAACCGUACGGUUCGAUUAUUUCGCCGGAUGAAGAGGUCUCUAAGAUAAGCGGGGAUGGUAAAAAUGCAAACCAAGGCACCGCAAUCAAGAUACUACAGGUGAGUGACAUCCAAAAAAUCGGAACAACAGGCCCCUCGGUACCUAACUGGAACAUGUUCCGCUGCUUCCCUCAGCCCCACAUGCAGCAUGUUAAAACGGGCGAACAGUUCAGGCACGAGGUGCACGUUUUAGAGAAACACCCGCAGAGCUCUCAAACUUUUGUCCCCAUGGGCAGGCCGAGCGACGAAAUUGCAUACCUCGUUGUUGUUGCAUUGCCACAAAUUAGAGAUGGCAAGGAUGUAGGCCCUGAUAUGGGGACGUUGAAAGCUUUUUUAUGCAAAGGCAACCAGGCAGUGUCCUACGGAGCAGGAGUUUGGCACGCUCCCAUGAUAGUGGUGGGUGGACCGGCGUUUACAGAUUUUGCCGUUCUCAUCUACGAAACUUUGGAUGCUUCGAAGCCAGAGCUUGAUCUUGUUGAGCAGAAGUAUACUGCUGAAGAUACCAUUAUCGUGGGGACUGCAUAG
Messenger RNA from Huiozyma naganishii CBS 8797, 609 nucleotides. It is a transcript of the gene DAL3, whose product is annotated as ureidoglycolate hydrolase. The record is from RefSeq and is a predicted model, not a curated record. The transcript has a single exon. Gene Ontology annotation, biological process: allantoin catabolic process. The coding region runs from base 1 to 609 and encodes 202 amino acids. Lineage: Eukaryota; Fungi; Ascomycota; Saccharomycetes; Saccharomycetales; Saccharomycetaceae. Gene Ontology annotation, molecular function: ureidoglycolate hydrolase activity; ureidoglycolate lyase activity.